UAAAACCUGCUCCGGCUGGGUGUCUGUCUGAGAGUGAAGUGUGUUUGGCGUGCUAGCUAGGUGUCGGAGUUUUUACCCGUGUUGUUUGUCUUUUGUUGAGUGUUAUUGUCGUUUUUUUAAACUCCACUCGCCAGCUUUUGCGUUACUUAUUUAGAAACCCAGUACUGUAGUCGAUUUAUGCGAUGUUUUAGAAAAGUUCCCGAAGUACUCUUUGAGGUACCGGUGGACGGCGGACACCACCGGAGAUGGAUAAGCUAACCGAUAGCUGAGUUGUUAGCCGAGAAUCACAGCUCAAGAAUAGGAUUAGACUAGCAUGCUAACAGCUAGCUAAUUUAGCUUUGCUAACCUGUAACGUCAGAACUACUGCCGGUUAUUUCUCGGGCCUGGCUGCUUCCCCGUGAAUAGUUCGUCAGAGGCCAGCUAACCCAGGAAGACGACUCGGUCUUCAUUUAAAGGAAAAAGACAUAAGUGUUGUUGAGAGGUGGCUGUUGUUCGUCUCUCAGCCCAAACCAAGCAUGCUGUCCAACACACAUAACCAGCCACUGUUUCCCAACCCGGCGGGGCAGCAGAACCCGGGCGGGCAGCAGAAUACUACGGGCCAGUUCCUUCCCUUCCACGCAAGACCCUCCUUACAGAUCAAGAAGAAUGCCAUUACAGAUGACUACAAGGUAACCAGCCAGGUGCUGGGGCUGGGCAUCAAUGGCAAGGUGCUUGAAAUCUUCCAGAAGAAGACUGGAGACAAGUAUGCGCUGAAGAUGCUGCAGGAUUGUGCCAAGGCCCGUAGGGAGGUGGAGCUUCACUGGAGGGCGUCACCUUGUGCCAACAUUGUGUGCAUCAUUGAUGUCUAUGAGAACCUCUAUCAGGGCAGGAAGUGUCUGCUUAUUGUCAUGGAGUGCAUGGAUGGUGGGGAGCUUUUUAGUCGAAUCCAGGACAGAGGGGACCAGGCCUUUACAGAGAGAGAGGCAUCUGACAUCAUGAAGAGCAUAGGAGAGGCCAUUCAGUUCCUGCAUGCCAUCAACAUUGCACACAGAGACGUCAAGCCAGAGAAUUUACUGUAUUCCUCGAAGAGGCCCAAUGCCCUGCUCAAACUCACAGAUUUUGGCUUUGCCAAGGAGACCACUUCACACAACUCUUUAGCUACCCCCUGCUACACACCCUACUAUGUUGCUCCAGAGGUUCUGGGUCCAGAGAAAUAUGACAAGUCAUGUGACAUGUGGUCGUUGGGUGUCAUUAUGUAUAUCCUGUUGUGUGGAUACCCUCCUUUUUAUUCUAACCAUGGUCUAGCCAUCUCUCCUGGGAUGAAGAAGAGGAUCAGGAUGGGCCAAUAUGAGUUUCCCAACCCUGAAUGGUCUGAUGUAUCAGAGGAAGCUAAACAACUGAUUAGGACCCUCCUUAAGACUGAGCCGACGCAAAGGAUGACCAUCACAGAGUUCAUGAAUCAUCCAUGGAUCAAUCAAUCGAUGGAGGUUCCCCAGACCCCACUUCACACCAGCCGGGUGCUAAAGGAGGAGAAGGACGCGUGGGAGGAUGUCAAGGAGGAAAUGACCAGUGCCUUGGCAACAAUGAGGGUUGACUAUGAGCAAAUCAAGAUCAAGACCAUCGAGGACUCGACCAAUCCACUGCUAACGAAACGGAGGAAGAAAGCCAGUAACCCCAUGCAGGACCCACAGUCUGCUGCCCACUGAAAGCUGCAUGCAUGCAUGCACAUACAGACACAGGUUGUAAAAAGGAAGCAAUAAUUUGUCGACACGUGAGUCGCGUUGCAUGGAUUUUUUCAGUGUUUUAUUUUUCAUGGCAAAUGUUUUGUAGGAGUGUUUGUUUUUAUUACUCUACCAUUUUAACAAACCCACCACUCUGCUCUGGCAGAGAGGAUGUUGACCUCUGUUUUUACACCAGUGAAGAGAUUAUGAAUUAUAGAAAAGGAGAGAAGAGGGAAUCGGUGAGAUCUCUUUCCUCUCCUUUCUCAAAUAUCAGGUUGUGUACUCAGAGGGGCUUGGAUGUUGAAAUAGGACAUGAAGCCUUAGAAUUAGCAGCAGUAGUUCUCUUUCACCCCACAGCCCUGUUCUAGCUCUAGGCCCCAACCUGUGAAUGUUAAAUCAAAUGGCUAAAUCCCAAAAAUAAAAGCAAGGGAAGGUUUCUUUUACGUACAUGCAAAGUAAGCACAUGUAUUUUGAACUGACAAGUGGAAUGUAAGGACUCUGUCCCUGACUGUUGGAAUUAGCUGGAAAUAGUCACUCAUUUCUGGGACUUUAAGUGGGAGUGUCUGUCAGAUUCAGUUUGUCUUUGUGAAUGUUGAACAGAGGCCUAUGCACUCACAAAGGCCGUGUGCCAUUCUGACAGAGCACCUCACAAAGGCCCCUCUCUCCUACCUUAAUCUACGCUUGUUUUUCAGGUACAUAGUUUAUAGGGCACGGAAGGACGCCACGUUUAAGAACAGAAACUGGCUCAACCUUUCUCCCACAUGUAGCUCAUAGGAGAGUGGGAGCUAACUGAUACUGUAUUUUUUCAUGGAUUUUAUGAACAUAUUAGCAUAGGCCUUACUGAGAGCAGAUUACUUUUAACCGCUACCUACCAUUUGGUUCAGGCUUUUACUAAUGUAAUGCUUCCCAAUUUAUUCCAUUGCCAGAUUAUAUUUCAGGUUAAUGCUAUGCAGAUGUGUUUGUCAGCUUGAAGUACUGCUAGGACCUUUUCAUUAUUGUUGAUUUCGUUUGCAAAUGUGUUGGAGAAAUGUCGAGCAACAAUAGGCAGCGUUUGUGCGUGUCUAUGGAAUACAUAAUUCAGACAGACUGUUGGUUGCACCAGCUCAACUGUCAGGAGGCUCAGUGGGACUAAUCUGGUGCAAUGCCAGUGUUCUCCAACACUUCUCCUCAUAAACUUCCUGUAGCAUUAAUAGGAAGUAGUAAGUACUUUAAGAGCUGCUCCUCAUCCCAGAGCAGAAUCUUUGACAAUACCACCAGCAAGCUGUCAUCACAUGUAGACUGGGUGUGAUUCCCGGUUUCUCUUCUAUGUUCUUGUUAACGCAACCGGACACUUCAGCUCACUUGGGAUCAUGGGAAAUGAUUGUGUUAAUUUUGUCAGUUUGGUCCACUUCAAUUUGUAAAAUCACAUCACAUUACCUGUCACAUUGCACCUACAAUUCUCACUGUAAAAAUGUUCAUUGAAUGUUUGUAUCAGUGUUCCUCCUGUUUUUGUUUUGUUUUUGUUUUCGUCCCUCUCAACACCUUUUUUGUAGUGGAAGCACACAGAAAUGUCUCUUUUUUUUUUUUUUCUCCUGUCAUUAAGUCUGUUCAAUGCUCCCCCUGCCAUACUUUUGUCUGCUUCAGCUUUGGAUUAAAAAAAAACCUAAAACACAAA
Molecule: messenger RNA, 3354 nt
Organism: Sander lucioperca (pikeperch)
Lineage: Eukaryota; Metazoa; Chordata; Actinopteri; Perciformes; Percidae
Gene: mapkapk2a
Product: MAPK activated protein kinase 2a
Exons: 10
Coding region: 516-1685 (389 amino acids)
Biological process (GO): intracellular signal transduction; response to cytokine; vascular endothelial growth factor receptor signaling pathway
Cellular component (GO): nucleus; cytoplasm
Molecular function (GO): mitogen-activated protein kinase binding; calmodulin binding; calcium-dependent protein serine/threonine kinase activity
Source: RefSeq, a predicted model, not a curated record